UCGCCCUCUUCUUUAAUUCCCUCACCUGCCAAACUCAACUCCCCCCCACUUUCUCCUUAAAUACACUAAACCUCCUUCUUCCUCAUGACCCUCUUCCUUUAGUUUCAUUUCUUUCUCUUUUCACUAUCUCAUUCUUUUCUUUUAUUCCCUCAAACAUGCAGUUCUUCAAACUCAUUAUAUUCCUGCUUCUCUUUCUCACUGCUGCUUCAUGUGUUAGCUCUGACUCAAACGACUUGCCCUUUGCGUGCUUAAAGGUUCCCACUUCCACAUUCGUCAGCUCUUUGCAGACCGCCAUUGCCGUUAUACACCACUCCACUCCUAUCAUUUCCCAGUUUGCUAAUUUGUUUGGAGAUUUUCGCCUUAAAAAUGCUGUAUCGGAUUGUCUUGAUUUGCUUGAUUUUUCCAUUGAUGAGUUGGAAUGGUCUGCCUCUGCUUCUCAAAAUCCUAAUGGCAAACAUAACAGUAGCGGUGAUCUAAGUUCAGAUUUGAGAACAUGGUUAAGUGCUGCACUCGCUAAUCAGGAGACAUGCAUUGAAGGAUUUGAAGGCACAAAUGGCAUCGUCAAAGGCGUGGUGGAAGGAGGCCUUGAACAAAUCUCUUCAUUGGUUCAGGAACUUCUAACAAUGGUGCAUCCUGUCUCUAGUUUAAAGUCCAAUGGGAGUAGCCAGAACGGAGGCAAAGGUAAAGGUGGCGGCGGCGGGGGCAAAGGUGGUGGUAAAUCAGGGCGGAAGUUCACAGAAAACAACCAAUUUCCCUACUGGUUUAAACGUGAGGACAGGAAAUUAUUGCUGGUAAAUGGGGUUCAAGCUGAUGCCAUAGUAGCAGCAGAUGGGACUGGAAAUUAUAGUAGCAUAAUGGAUGCAGUGUUGGCAGCGCCAGACUACGGUAUGAAAAAAUAUGUAAUUUAUAUUAAAAGUGGCUUAUAUAAAGAGUAUGUGGAGAUCAAGAAAAAGAAAUGGAACCUUAUGAUGGUUGGAGAUGGAAUUAACGCUACAAUUAUUUCUGGGAAUAGAAGUUUUAUUGAUGGCUGGACCACCUUCAGGAGUGCCACCUUCGCUGUAAGUGGAAGAGGAUUCAUAGCGCGUGACAUAACAUUUGAGAACACAGCAGGACCAGAGAAGCACCAAGCUGUUGCACUACGAUCAGACUCCGAUCUAUCUGUAUAUUUUCGCUGCGAAAUUAAAGGCUACCAAGACUCCCUCUACACGCACACAAUGCGGCAAUUCUUCCGCGAAUGCAAGAUCAGUGGCACAGUUGAUUUCAUUUUUGGGGACGGCACUGUGGUGUUCCAAAACUGCCAAAUCCUGGCGAAAAGAGGCCUGCCAAAUCAAAAGAACACCAUAACCGCACAAGGCCGCAAGGACCCCAAUCAACCAACAGGCUUCUCCAUCCAAUUCUGCAACAUCACAGCCGAUUCAGACCUCUUACCGUUCGUGAAUUCCACAGGAACGUACCUCGGCAGACCCUGGAAGCUGUAUUCAAGAACCAUAUUCAUGCAAAAUUACAUAAGCAAUAUUAUAAAGCCAGAAGGAUGGCUGGAGAUGAACAAUGAUUUUGCUUUGGAUACAUUGUAUUAUGCGGAGUAUAUGAAUUAUGGGCCGGGGGCUGGGCUGUCUAACAGAGUUAAGUGGCCUGGCUAUCAUGUUUUGAAUAGCACUAGUGAAGCCUAUAAUUUUACGGUGGCGCAAUUUCUUGAAGGAAACUUGUGGUUGCCAUCAACUGGUGUUAAAUACACAGCAGGUUUGGCCGUGUGAGAAGAAAUGUAACAUUUUCUUUAUAUAUAUUUUAACUAAAAAUAGUGUGAAGUAGUAGCUGGCCCUGGAAUUACUGUAAGUUCUAUUAAUUUACCCUCAUUUUUUUGUUGAAGAAAAUAUGAUUUGUUUAGCUGGUGAUAAGUAUCAAGUGUAUUUUUAUGCACAGAACCUAUUAAUUGAUCCUUUUAUUUUUUCGAGGUAGCGAAGAUUUGACUUUGUUGCUUCUUUCAAGUAGCAUACAAGAACUUUUAUUAUGUUAA
Messenger RNA from Pistacia vera, 2014 nucleotides. RefSeq names its product pectinesterase/pectinesterase inhibitor PPE8B-like. Bases 156 to 1754 code for a protein of 532 amino acids. Gene Ontology annotation, molecular function: pectinesterase activity; pectinesterase inhibitor activity. Gene Ontology annotation, biological process: cell wall modification. Lineage: Eukaryota; Viridiplantae; Streptophyta; Magnoliopsida; Sapindales; Anacardiaceae. The record is from RefSeq and is a predicted model, not a curated record. The transcript is spliced from 3 exons.